UUUCAUCAAUGGCAAUAAAUUUGUUUUUAAAGAGAUACUCAAUGACAAUUCUCAACGUGUGAUAUCGCACGUCAUAUAUUUUGACGGAAUUAAACGUUAAAAAAAAAAAAAACGGUGAAAUUGUCGCGUGGUUCUUGUCGCACACUAGGUUUAUGGAAUAUUAAAAAUUUAUUACAAAUGGUAAAUGGCCGAAAACGGCAGACUGGUGAUACUGUGCAAAGGAUUGUCCGAGAAGAAUGACAGGCAAGAGACGUAUGCGAAGAUAUUGGAAUCAGCUGGUUAUGCUUGCGAGUGCUUACGUACCUUGCGAUUUGAAUUCGUGAAUAUUUCGGAAUUGCGAGAGUGUCUUUUAACACCAGAUAGAUAUAGCGGUUUAAUAUUAACAAGUCCUCGUACAAUCGAAGCCAUCGCGUUAGCGAUAAUGAAAGAACACGCGAGCGUUCUUUGCGAUUGGAAACAAGUGGCGACUUACUGUGUAGGACCUGCUACAGAUUCUCUCGCAAGGAGUCAACUUGACUUGCAACAUUGCAUCGGUAGCGACUCCGGCAAUGCGAAACAGCUGGCCAAACAAAUUGUUCUCGAUGUCAGAAGAGAUUCAAAACCAUUACUUUAUCCAUGCAGCGAGAUCGCGCGUGAAACCAUAGCCUCUGUUCUCAAUGACAAUGGAAUUUCGGUGAAGAAACUCGUGGUUUAUAGAACCUUGGAAAGCGAAUUGUUAGAACAGGAUUUAAUGGAAGUGAUGAAAAAAUUUCCUAGCAUAUUUGUUUUCUUUAGUCCGUCCACUGUAGAGUUCGUUGCGGCACGACUUGAGAAAAAUUCUUACAAUACAAAGGAUAUAAAAGCAGUGGCAAUAGGUCCUGUGACAAGAGAGGCGUUAAUCAAGUUUGGUUUCAAAAUUUACGCCACUGCGGAUAAACCUGAACCAGCAGCUUUGAUGCGUGCAAUUGCAACAGCUGAGAAUGCACAGUAGAUUUGAGAGUAAAACAGAUUCUUGCU
Pseudomyrmex gracilis is the source of this 996-nucleotide messenger RNA. RefSeq names its product uroporphyrinogen-III synthase-like (gene Uros1). The transcript is spliced from 2 exons. Gene Ontology annotation, molecular function: uroporphyrinogen-III synthase activity. Gene Ontology annotation, biological process: uroporphyrinogen III biosynthetic process. NCBI's taxonomy places the organism in Eukaryota, Metazoa, Arthropoda, Insecta, Hymenoptera, Formicidae. The record is from RefSeq and is a predicted model, not a curated record. Bases 185 to 970 code for a protein of 261 amino acids.